Molecule: messenger RNA, 2199 nt
Organism: Dromaius novaehollandiae (emu)
Lineage: Eukaryota; Metazoa; Chordata; Aves; Casuariiformes; Dromaiidae
Gene: IL10
Product: interleukin 10
Exons: 5
Coding region: 1-534 (177 amino acids)
Biological process (GO): immune response
Cellular component (GO): extracellular region
Molecular function (GO): cytokine activity
Source: RefSeq, a predicted model, not a curated record
AUGAAAACCUGCACAGCAAUCGUGUUCCUGCUCCUGGCUGCCAGCGCCAAGCAUGCCAGCUGCUUGCAUGCUGAACCAAGCUGCGCUCACUUCUCUGAACUUCUGCCUGCACAUCUCAGAGACUUGAGGAUCAAGUUUGAGAAAAUCAAAGAUUAUUUUCAAUCGAAAGAUGAUGAACUUAGCAUCCAGCUGCUCGGCUCCGAAUUACUGGAUGAAUUUAAGGGCACCUUCGGCUGCCAGGCCGUGUCGGAGGCCAUGCGCUUCUACAUGGAAGAAGUCCUGCCGAGCGCCGGGAGAGCCAGCGCGCCCCACCAGCAGAGCAUCAGCGACCUGGGCAACACGCUGAUGCACCUGAAGGCGAUGAUGAAGCGCUGUCACAGAUUCCUCACGUGCGAGAAGAGGAGCAAAGCUCUAAAGCACAUCAAGGAAACGUUUGAUAAGAUGAAUGAAAAUGGAAUCUACAAGGCAAUGGGAGAAUUUGACAUUUUCAUCAACUACAUUGAAGAAUAUUUGAUGAUGAAGGGAAGGAAGUGAAACCAUCCACGGGUCUGCAUCUUUCACACAAAAUCUUGCUAUCUUUCAGAAAUAUUAGGCUCUAAGAGCAUAUGAGAGACUAAGUUAUCUUAUGGCUCAGGUCAAAAAAUACAGGUCAAUAACAACUUAUAGUUUAAUACUGUAUUUAAAAUAGUUAUUAUUUUGUGAAAAUAGUUUAAUAUUUAUUACCUCUAAUACCUCAGUGUUUAUGUUUACAAAUUUUUCUGAAGAAAAGGGUGAUGAGCUUUUAAACUGUUAUUUAUUGUUCAAUAUUUUUAUGCUGUUUAUGAUUGUGCUAUUUUAUUCAUAGCGCCAAAACACCCAAAGCUGCACCCUUUUGGGGAGCAGAUAAUGAGCCAAAUUUAUCCUGAGUGCAGCUUCACUGAGCAAGGUCAGUCUGAGCAGGAGCCCUCCCAGCUUUGAGUUCAGCAAAGUUUAUUUUUAAACACCUGUGUACAUAUGCUUCGCUGAAUGCGUACUCUCCUCCUGAGUCUAUCCACCUCUCUAAUUAUGCGGCCAAAUUUUUCCCUGCAUAACUUUGCCAGUGUGUCUGGUUCUGCAACUGGAAUUAGGCACUUAAACAUUCAGAAUUACCCCAUGGCCUUACACUGAGCAAAACAAUCAUGAAAGAAGAAGGCCAUUUUGUCGUCUUUGUGUGGAAAGGAGUGUGAAGGAGGAGGGUCUGCAAUGCAGUGAGCAACAUGGGAUAAUGCCACAGAAACAUCCUGUAUUAUUGUCUUCAUCCUGUAUUAGUCCAGAUUAUAGAAAAAAUAGUAAUAGGAAUUAAAUAUUUGGUUCUAAUAGAACUUGCGGUUAAAUGUUGCUAAUCAUUGACUUUCAGAGCUGCUGAGUUCUGACACUCUGCACCUUUGAAAAUUAUUUGUAAUAUUUUCCAGUCUUUGACUGGGUUUUAUUCACUGUUUGGUUCUUUGCUUCUGGGUUGUGUUUUUUUUUCUAGAAGACAUUUAAUUAACCACCAUUUUAAGGUGGCUUUGGUAAUUUGCAUUCAAAUUCAUAAAGGUGACAUUAUUUUUGUUUCGUUUUACUUCUAAUUUUAUGAACUAGGAGUUGCAGCAGGCAAAUGCUGCAUGGGAAGGGUUGCAACCUUUCCAGGGCAGCUUUCGUUGCCCAGAGCAGGUUCAGACACCCCGAGAGCCACUUGUUUGGGAGGUCCCCUUCCUCCUUGUCCCUGGACUUCUGUGCGUCCCCAUGAGCGUCACAGGAUGCUGAGCAAGAGGACAACGUUAUAACCCAUAGGCAUUUGCUUCUAAUAUUUAGAAGCACUAGGGCAACAAUAUCAUGAAACUGUCAGCUUGUCAUUUGCUUUACUAUAAUUUUUAAGCCACCACUGAAGAAAGGCUAUUGAUAAAUCAUUUAUUCUAUUUUCACGUUUACUGCAUUAGAAGGGUGUUCCUGCUGACAGCAUGCCUAAAACUGGAACUAGUGAUUGAAGAGCCAUGCCUGGCCCAAAGCAGGAAUGCUCUUCUGUAGGUCACUCCUCCCACUGAAGCCAAACAAGUGGCUCAAGGGCCGUGUUUGAACCAAAUACUGUAAAAUUUAAAUCAAGCUUCUUACCGGUAUACGUUAAGGUCAUGUUGAGCUGGGCUCUAUAUUCCUUUCUCCGCCAAACACUUCGACGCGAGUACUAUGGGAGAAGUGAGAGUA